UUACGUUCAGCACUUCACUUGAACAUUACAACAACGAGGGGCAGGAUCAUUUAAAUGAAUAUAAGAAUGGUUUUUAAACUCAGGAAAAGAUUGAGAUUGAAAUAUUUUAUAUUUUCACUAGGAUUAGCUCUCGUGAUACUAGUGUUUCAAAAUGGAAGAACGACAGAUGACUCUUUUGGUAAAGACAUUUAUACUUAUAGACGAAGAUUCUCUGAUAAUAUUUUUUCUGAUGAAAGCUUUAAAUCGGUGCAUUACAACGAGGUGCUGUUUUCCGAGAGAAGGAGAAACAUUGAUAAAAAGUGUGACAACAUGUCUCUUACUGGAAAGACAUCAGAACUUGGAAUUAAAAGUCAUCUUAUCAUCGACGAAAAAUACAAGCUUAUUUAUUGUACCAUUGAAAAGAAUGGCUGCACUUUUUGGAAGAGAGUCUUUCAAAUAUUAAAUGGCUUUAAAAAUGUUUCAGAUCCAUUUGAUACGAAAGCUAUGGCUGCAUAUGAUGGUUAUCAAACUUUGGAAAAAUUGCCUUUUUAUAAAAUUCAUAAAGCUCUAACUUCAUCAACAAAAUUUUUAUUUGUUCGGGACCCUUACGAGAGGCUUUUGUCAGGAUACGUUGAUAAACUAUUUACACCAUAUUCACGAUCUUGGUUUGAUUUAGGAAGAUUGAUAAUAGACAAAUUCAGACAAAAGAGUCCUUCGGCAGCUCCUCCCUGUGGUGAUGACGUCACUUUUGAGGAAUUUAUUCGCUAUUAUAUAAAUUCUUGGAAAGCUGGCAUUAAAGUGGAUGCCCACUUUUCGUCAAAUUACGAAUACUGUAGACCAUGUGAAAUUAAAUAUGACUAUAUAGCAAAAGUGGAAAAUUUUAAAGAAGAAACGUUGAUUUUGUUGGAAAAGCUAAAUCUGACACAAGCAGUAAAAUUUAAAGAUUUUGACUCAGAAACGGAGCGUGAUGCUAUUUUACAAGCAAUUGCUUGGGAAUUCUAUGUUUAUAAAAAUGUCGAUAAUUGCACAACAAAAGACAAAGUGCUAUUCAAGACUUUCAAAAAGAUGCAAAUUAGGGGAGUUAUUAGCAAGGAUAUACCGUAUCCCUUUUCGGACGUAUCGAAAGUUGACAUUGAUGAGUAUAAAACAGCUUUGCUCAAAGCUAAUGCCGAUUCCGGACCAAGAGAAGAGCGGAAAUUAAAUAGAAAAGAAGCUUUCAUGGAAGCGUAUCAUUCCCUGCCACAAGACUUGUUUCAAGAGUUACAAAAUAUAGUCAGUGUUGAUGCGGAGUUAUUCGGGUACAGGUCAAAACCCGACAUUAUGAAAGUGAAUAAAACAGGACCCUUUAAGUUCCGCUAUUUUGACGUUCGCGAAAGUAAUGAAAACAAAGCCUGAACGAUACGAUUUUGAUAUAUCACUAAAUUAUAUGAAUGAGAAUGUACAAGUUUAUAAAGAAGAAAAAUACAACAAUGUUAAUAUCAGCUCAGUUAAAACAAAUGCAUUACUUUACUAUUAUUUCUUUAAUUGAUUUUUUUUUUUUAAGAGCGCGGGGGGGGGGGUUACGUCGCACCAACAUAGUUUAUGUCUUAUUGCGAUUUUCCAGCUUUUCUUCUGGAGGAAGACCUAAGAUGCCGUCCGUGCAUAAGAAAAUAAAAUAUUUUUAUGCCUCGGGCAUAUACAUGUAGUAAUUAAACCACUCGUCCGUCUGUCUGUCUGUCUGUCCGUCCAUCCGUAAGAGAUAAACCUCGACAUGUUUGUCCAGAGCAUAACUCAAAAAAGCCUUUGAGAUAUCAACGUGAAACUUCAUAGGUAGAUAGUUCUCACACAGAAGGUGUGCAGUGGAUAAGAAUGAUAAUGCUACCCUUCAUAAUUUUUUAGUUAUUGCCGUUUGGUAUUUUUCAUACUUAACUUAAAAAGUCUUUGAGAUGUCAACAUGAAACUUCAUAGGAAGAUAGAUCUUAUUCAGGAGGAAUGCUGUGCGCAAGAAUAAUUACUCUACCCUUUAAAAUUUUUGAGUUAUUGCCCUUUGUUAUUUUUUAUACUUUUUGUCUGAAGCUUAUCUCAAAAAGUGUUAGUUAGAGGUAUCAACUUGAAACUUCAUAGGUGGAUGGAUCUCAAUGAAGAGGAGUGCAGCACAUAAGAACGAUAACAUACCUUGCAUUAUUUUUCAGUUAUUGCCCUUUGUUAUUUUUCAUACUUAAUUUGUUCCAGAGCAUAACUAAAGAAACCUUUGAGAUAUCAACAUAAAAUUUCAUAGUUGGGUAGAUCUCAUUCAGGAUGUGUGUAGUGCAUAAGAAUGAUAACUCUACCCGUCAUUAUUUUUGGGUUAUUGCCCUUUGUUAUUUUUUAUACAUAUUAUUUUCCUGAGUGGA
Messenger RNA from Ruditapes philippinarum (Manila clam), 2351 nucleotides. Its product is annotated as carbohydrate sulfotransferase 11-like. Gene Ontology annotation, molecular function: sulfotransferase activity. Bases 55 to 1374 code for a protein of 439 amino acids. The transcript is spliced from 3 exons. Gene Ontology annotation, biological process: carbohydrate biosynthetic process. Lineage: Eukaryota; Metazoa; Mollusca; Bivalvia; Venerida; Veneridae. The record is from RefSeq and is a predicted model, not a curated record. Gene Ontology annotation, cellular component: membrane.